UUUUCAAAUAAGCUGAUGUUUCAGAUGAGCAGAUGCUGCUUACGGCAGAUACUGUCUGGGGAGCCUCCGAGGAUUAGAGACCUUCAGCCAGCUUCCAUGGAGGGAUGAUGAUGGGACAUUCCUUGUAAACAAGACAUAUGUUGUGGACUUCCCCCCGCUUUCCUCACCGAGGUCUUCUGCUUGACACAUCUCGCCAUUACUUGCCUUUGAGAGCCAUUCUGGAGACACUGGUGAACUCUGUAGGACUGCCCCUUGAGAACACCUUCCAGCAAUUAUUGCUGAUCAAAAAAUAAAUGGCUAAUGAAUUUCGCCUGAGUAUGGCAAGAAUGACUUUCAGCUGUUCUCCGAAUCCCCAGGAUGCCAUGGCCUACAACAAAUUCAAUGUAUUUCACUGGCACAUAGUGGACGAUCCUUCCUUUCCCUACGAGAGCAUGGUGUUCCCGGAUCUCAGUCAGAAGGGGGCCUACAACCCUGCCACUCACGUGUACACAGCUAGCGACGUCAAAACCGUGAUUGAGUAUGCCCGGCUACGUGGGAUCAGGGUGAUCUCAGAAUUUGACACUCCUGGUCACACCCAGUCUUGGGGUCCAGGUAUUCCUGGCUUGUUGACUCCUUGCUAUGCAGGCCCAAAGCCCUCUGGAUCCUACGGUCCCAUCAAUCCUAUCCUCAAUACAACAUAUGAGUUCAUGACCAAGUUCUUCGCUGAAGUUAGUACAGUGUUCCCAGACUUCUACAUACACCUGGGUGGAGAUGAGGUCGACUUCACAUGCUGGUUGGUUUUGCCCCUUCAGAAGUCUAAUCCAGAUAUUGAGGAAUUCAUGCAGAAAAUGGGGUUUGGCCAAAACUACACCAGGCUGGAGUCCUACUACAUCCAAAGGCUGCUGGAUAUAGUCUCUUCCUAUGGCAAGGGCUACGUGGUGUGGCAGGAAGUUUUUGAUAAUGAAGUGAAGGUGAAACCUGAGACUAUCAUACAUGUAUGGAAGGAAAAUUCUGGGUCCUACCCACAGGAGAUGGCUCGUGUCACCAAAGCUGGCUAUCGAGCCCUGCUCUCUGCUCCAUGGUAUCUUAACCAUAUCUCUUAUGGCCAGGAUUGGAUGGCAAUUUAUAAGGUGGAACCUCUUGCCUUUAAAGGCAGCCCAGAGCAGAAAAAACUGGUGAUUGGCGGGGAGGCCUGUAUGUGGGGUGAAUUUGUAGAUGUGACCAAUUUGACCCCAAGACUCUGGCCCAGAGCCGGAGCUGUAGCUGAGAGAUUAUGGAGCAACCAGACUGUUAGGAACUUGCAAGAUGCAUAUGUGAGGCUGGCAGACUUCCGAUGCACACUGCUGAGACGUGGAAUCCAGGCAGAGCCACUUUUCACAGGAUAUUGUGAUCAUGAAUUCAAUGCAUUUUGAUUUGUGGGGUCUGCUCUUAUUCCCUUCCAGCACAUUAUUUCAAGGAAGAAGAGAACAAUUUUUUAACAAAAGUUUCAAUGCAGUCAGUGCACAGUUGCUGCAAAAUGUUUGUUUUUCUUUUAAAGAAGAACUUUUUUGUUUUUAAAGGAACAAUUGGUUAAAUAGUCUCAGAAAGAAAAUACGCUUUUCUUUUCUGUGUCUGGGAUUUUUCCCACCAACUGUUAGAAGUACUACGUCAGAGGAUCGGUAGAUACGGGUAAUCAUGAAAUUGUUUUGGUAAGAAAGUGUAAUAAUUAUUCCAGUGUAUCUUAUACACCAAGAGUGGGGAAUGUGUGGCUUUUCAGAUGUUGGCCCCCACAUCUGGAAGGCCACAUGUUGCAUACUUAUGCUCUGCAUUUUAUAUGCCUGGAAGACAUCAGCUCGCUGAAUGUGGAUGUACUACCAUUUCCACCCCACCUUUUUUUGUUAAGGGAUAGAGAUGUGAAAGCCAGGAAAAAAUGGAAAAAUUAAGGGAAGAAAAGUGAUCCCCCCUCCCCAUUUUUUUCAAAGCAUUUUUUCCCCCUGGAAAAAUUGAAAUAAAAUGAUUGUGGAAAUUUUCUAUUAGAAUGACAAAUAAAACAUUUCAGACAAGA
Messenger RNA from Sceloporus undulatus (fence lizard), 2023 nucleotides. It is a transcript of the gene HEXA, whose product is annotated as hexosaminidase subunit alpha. The record is from RefSeq and is a predicted model, not a curated record. The transcript has 12 exons. Gene Ontology annotation, biological process: carbohydrate metabolic process; glycosaminoglycan metabolic process; ganglioside catabolic process. Lineage: Eukaryota; Metazoa; Chordata; Lepidosauria; Squamata; Phrynosomatidae. The coding region runs from base 294 to 1391 and encodes 365 amino acids. Gene Ontology annotation, cellular component: membrane. Gene Ontology annotation, molecular function: beta-N-acetylhexosaminidase activity.